AUGAGCGGCUGGGAAUCUCCCAAUAUGGAUCAUCAUUCUUAUGAACAACCAGGCGAAUACAAUCAAUUUAUACUAAAACAAAAUUGGACAUCUAGUAUAUUUCGAGAAGAAGCAGCACUACUUCAUAAAUUAGUUACGGGCAAUGACAAAGCACCUGAAUAUGUUACAAACACUGAAACCCAACGUCAAUAUCAACAUCCAACUGUUAAAAGUGUAGAACAUUUGAAACAUAUUGAAGAAAAUGAUCAUGGUCGUCAUGCUUAUAGACCUGAUCGAGAUGCACCAAAUGGAAUUUUGCCAACAUUCAAUGCCAAAGCGUAUCCAAAAGUUAUUCCACGUUUUCAUUUACCUAAAAUGCCCUAUUAA
Rotaria socialis is the source of this 366-nucleotide messenger RNA. The record is from the annotation of a GenBank genome assembly. NCBI's taxonomy places the organism in Eukaryota, Metazoa, Rotifera, Eurotatoria, Philodinida, Philodinidae.